This is a messenger RNA of Electrophorus electricus (electric eel), 3088 nucleotides long. It is a transcript of the gene prg4b, whose product is annotated as proteoglycan 4b. The record is from RefSeq and is a predicted model, not a curated record. Gene Ontology annotation, biological process: immune response. Gene Ontology annotation, molecular function: scavenger receptor activity; polysaccharide binding. Lineage: Eukaryota; Metazoa; Chordata; Actinopteri; Gymnotiformes; Gymnotidae.
ACAGCGACAAAACCUGGUCACAUCUGGGACUAAAGAAGGUUAAGAAACGAAGAAACGACCGGACGGGAAGGAGAGCUGGCGGGAGUAUUGCUGGUUUUGCUCGUCAGCCUCGCAACACAGCGGACUAGCGAGUGUCUACUGUGCGGCGGAUUGUUCCUCCAGCGCCACAAACUUGACGCUGAUUUUCUCAUUUUAGCCUAGCCUAGCCUAGCCUGUUUUAGCCUAGCCUAGCCUAGCCAAUUAGCCUUGAUCCCACAGACUGGCAUUCAGGUUUACGCCGGGACUGCUAACAAGCGAGAUAAAGGCGCUUGACUGGCCAACAACUACUGGGUUUCUACUGUUAAAACACGAAAUAUACCGGGUUCCCGCUAUAAAAACACCAGCAGCCUGACAUCUGACAGAGGACCGUUCUCCAGGUGAGGUGAUACACCCGUGUUGGAGCUCUGCUGUUGCGCAGGUGUAACAGUAGCUGCAGUUUUGGAUCUGCGCAGGGCGCUGCUGAGAUGACAACGCCUUCGUAUUUACUCCUGGCGUUCGCGGGUUUCUUUUCCACAUGUUGUUCUGCCCAGACCAGCUGCAGAGGUCGGUGUGCACAGGCGUACUACCGAGGCAGCGCGUGCCAGUGUGACAGCGAGUGCCUCGCGCACAAUGAGUGCUGCCCCAACUACGAGUCCCUUUGCACCACAAGGGGGUCGUGUAGAGGGCGAUGUGGCGAACGCUUUAAGAGAGGCAGGACAUGCCACUGUGAUGGAGCGUGCGCGGAGUACCACCAGUGCUGUUCUGAUUACGAGUCCGCGUGCACCCUCGAGGAGUCCAGCAUGGACGGCGAAGGCGUCGAGGCCGAGAGCGAUGCUCAGGAAGACUCGGCAGCUGAAGCUGGAUUACAAGACUUAAACGAGGCAGUGGUGGGUGGUUCCACCCAGGCACCCCCUCCUCCGGUAGUUGCUAGUGGAAGUGGUGCUCUGUCCUCUGAAGAUGUAAAGCAGGAAUCUUCUCUAGUCCAGCCAACAAAACUCCCAGACCUGCCCGAAGUUCUCAGUGAGCUGAACGAAGGUAUGAAGACAGCUUCAGAAGUGUCCGAAGCUGGAGGAGACAGUCCUUCUGUCCCAGACGAGUCGGGCAGUCCAGUGCCAACCACACCUGACCCCCCGUUCCUUUCUCCAGCCAGAACGAUUUCUAAGACAGCAGGUAUGACUCCUCCUUCUGUAGACGAGGAGGACCAUGGAAGUCUCGUCACUGAACCAGAGUGGCUUUCCCUCAUCUCCUCACCUUUUCCUUCUGAGCUGGUCCCUACUGGGCCCACCACAAUUCCACAGGAGCCCGACCCGAACUCGCCAGCGUCUGAGCGGCCCGACCCGAACACUCCAGCGUCUGAGCGGCCCGACCCGAACACUCCAGCGUCUGAGCUGCCCGACCCGAACACUCCAGCGUCUGAGCGGCCCGACCCGAACUCGCCAGCGUCCGAGCGGCCCGACUCAAACACUCCAGCGUCCGAGCUGCCCGACCCGAAUACUCCAGCGUCCGAGCGGCCCGACUCGAACACUCCAGCGUCUGAGCGGCCCGACCCGAACACUCCAGCGUCCGAGCUGCCCAAACCGAACACUCCAGCGUCUGAGCUGCCCAAACCCAACACACAACCAAGCCCACAGAGAACCUCAGAAUCCAGAGUGACUCCUGCAACCACUGCUCACACAAACGCUACUGAAAUCACUGCCUCUAGUUCAACUACUGAGCCUGAGCCUUCCAACCCAGAGCAGCCCAAAGACACUUUGUCCCCAGAAGGAGCUCCAGGAGCCCAGACAGAACACACAGAGCCCAUUGAGAUGAUAGAGUCUAUCACAGUGGCGAUCCAGAACAAAGACCCAACAGAUAAGUCUAACAGUACAGAAACGACCAGUAAUGCACAAGAUGAAAACAUAAAGGAUCUCCCCUCUCCAAAUGAGGACAAGCCUGAAGCUAAUGGCCCUACCUCAGGUUCUGAGAUCAGACCUUUUAACCCAGACCAGCCUGGAGAAGCACCACAUCCAGAGGAUGACACCCAACCGCAUAGAGUACAGCAUCCAUCAGGGCCCAGUGAAAACACAGCCACUGCAGGGAUGGAGGCCGAGUACGUGGACCCAACAGACAAACCUAGCACUGCCGAAACAACCACUAAUGUACAAGAUGAAAAUAUGAGACAGGUCUCCUCGAUAAAGGAGACGUCUACCACCCUGACCUCUCUCGAGAGCACCCCUGCGAAGGUGAGCCCUCCUCCAACUAAAGCAACAAAGAAGCCAACCAAUCCGACGUCAGGUGUUACAGAAGCUCUUGACGAAGAUAGUCCUUGGGACUAUCAAGCAGAUGCAGCCAACGACACUGAUCUCUGUAGUGGGCGACCAAUCAACGGCUUGACCACACUAAGAAACGGCACCAUUGUGGUCUUCCGAGGUCACUACUUUUGGACUCUGGACUCGAGGAGGAACCCCGGACCUGCUCACGGGAUCACGGACGUCUGGGGAAUUCCCUCUCCUAUCGACACCGUCUACACUCGCUGCAACUGCCAGGGAAAGACCUACUUCUUUAAGGGGAACAGCUACUGGAGGUUUGAGAAUGGACUAAUGGAUCCUGGCUUCCCCAAACCAAUCAGCGAGGGCUUUGGAGUGGGGGGUCACCUCACUGCUGCGCUGUCCAUGCCUCGCUACAGAAGCAGGAGGGAGUCUGUGCUGUUCUUCAAAAGAGGUGGAUUGGCUCAAAGAUACACCUACCUGAUCACACCUCAGUGUGGCAGCAAGUUAGCAAAGUACACAACACACACAAGAGUCCGGAGAGAAAAAGACUCUAAACUGGGGCAGGAGAUCAACAUUCAGAGUUGGAAGGGUUUUCCCCCUCUCGUCACUGCAGCCGUGUCAGUUCCCGCCACAGGUGGGGAAGGAUACAGAUACUACAUCUUCUCUCGAACCAAAUACUACAAUGUCAAGAUGCAGGGUGAUGCUCCGGUGAUCCUGACCCCCAAGGAGGGACCAGGGAGACAAAGGUCAGCCAGGAGCUGGUUCAGAUGUCCAAAGAGUCCAUCCACGUACCACUCCUGAGGACCACGUCCCAGUGAACG